This is a messenger RNA of Talaromyces atroroseus, 1944 nucleotides long. RefSeq names its product MYND-type zinc finger protein samB. The transcript has a single exon. Gene Ontology annotation, cellular component: MUB1-RAD6-UBR2 ubiquitin ligase complex. The coding region runs from base 1 to 1944 and encodes 647 amino acids. The record is from RefSeq and is a predicted model, not a curated record. NCBI's taxonomy places the organism in Eukaryota, Fungi, Ascomycota, Eurotiomycetes, Eurotiales, Trichocomaceae. Gene Ontology annotation, biological process: ubiquitin-dependent protein catabolic process; establishment or maintenance of cell polarity.
AUGAGGGAGGUCAACUUCAGCAUCCCCAAUGUGAACAAGGCCUCGGUCAACAUCACAACCACAUUGUACGACCGACGAGCCUUGGACUGCACAUCUACGCUACCCCUUAUCAAUUCACUCAACCACCUAGCCUACCUCACUACCUCGUCGGCCCGAAUCCGGGAUAUUCUCACCGUCGAUGGCGGCAUUGAGCGACUAGUAUGCAUACUGAAAGAGGGCCGCAGUAAGGAUCUCAUGGAGAUGUGGAAAUGGAGCCUGGCCUUCCAGUGCGUCGUCAAUAUUGGAGUGCGGGGAUCUGAGGCCGUGCGAACUCGCGUGGUCGAGGCCGACGUGGUUCCGGUCAUCGCCACCAUCCUCGAUAACUACAUUCGAGUUGUUGACAAAAUACGCGCCCGUGUCGAUGCAGAUCGGUCGUCGUCAUCACGAUCAACUGCCUCAUCCUCUUUUGUCCGAGACCAGGCAGGCCUGUCUUCUUCGUCUACGUCCAUCUUUGAACGCUCGGCUACCUCAGAGCAGCGAUCUUCUCGUCGACAGGCGCCUCCACCUUCCAUUCAGAUUCCCCAGCCUUUCAGCCAUGAUCAUGCGCAUCACCACCACCACCAUCACCGUCGCCAUCAUCACCACAAUCACAAUAAUGCUAAUCCUAAUGAUAACCAAGACGUGGAGUUCACCGCUUUCUCUCAGCCAGCGUUGACAUCUCCUCCCGAGCGAACCACUUUCGGUCGUGACAUCCAUAAUCCCAGAUCUCACGACCCCCGGUAUCAGUACAAUUCGCACGAUAUCCGGCCAAUGCAACCUUUAGCAACUGCUGUUCCCACCAUGGAUGCUGCCGACGGGGUCCACCAUCGGCCCGUUCAGCACACUCUCCGCCUUCCCAGUAUGCGUUUGACUAGCCCUCGAAUUGCUGGUCUUGCUUCCCAACCAGAUUCGCCUACCACGCCUAGCGGCCCCGUACAAACCCGAAGUGUAACUGUGCAAGUGGUGCGGCCAGCGCUGCGCCAUCUCCAAUCUGGUUCUGGCGACUCGGACGACGCCAAUGGAGAGGAUUCUCCUAUGGCUGAUGAGGGACCUGCCGGCGAUGUAUCUGAACCCAUAGUAGGCGUUCAAAACUCGAUGGAAAUUGACAAUGUGGAUGGCGGCGAAUCGAUGCUGGAAAACAAUGAAUCUCGCGGUCUAACCAUGGCUGAUCCAUCCCGGACUCAAGAUACUGAAACAUUCAAUAUCACCCAUCGGUCCGCUGUUGAUGGCAGUCUCGUCAAUACGACAAAUCCUCAAGCUCCCGGCACACUAGGUUUCUCGCCAACAAAUGGACCCGCGAAUCCCAAUUCUCCCGCUUUAGCUAACAGCCCCUAUUCAAGUUUCCUCCGUACCCAUAAUUCUCCACAAGGCGUUUUGACGGCAAUGCCCCGAGAUGAAGACGUCCUAAUGGCCUUGCAACUCCUUGCCUACGUUUCCAAAUACUGCAACCUACGAACCUACUUCCAACAUACCCAUCUAGUCCCCAAGCUCAAGAUCGGUCGCGAACUAGAUUUGUUGAACGAUCCGAAGAAGAGCACCUUCCUGCCGGGAGGGCGAACAGAUGAUAAUGAAGUUGCGCGAGGAAACGACGAAGGCGAAGCGGACAGCGAUGAGGAUGAAGAGCAGGAAGAGGAGUAUCUUCUUCCGGACAAUUUCAAUGUCUUCCCGCUAGUAGAGAAGUUUACAGUGCGGCAUCAUUCCAAGGAUAUGCAAUACUGGGCAUGUGUUGUCAUGAGAAACCUCUGUCGUAAGGACGAGUCUCGGGGAGGAAUCCGUCAAUGUGCCCAUUUCGAGUGCGGAAAAUGGGAAGAUUACCAGCGCCAGUUUGCAAAAUGCCGACGUUGCCGUCGAACCAAAUACUGCAGCAAGGAAUGCCAAAAGGCUGCAUGGAUUUGGCAUCGUCAUUGGUGCCACACCACGCCAUAA